This is a messenger RNA of Oryza brachyantha (malo sina), 798 nucleotides long. Its product is annotated as transcription repressor OFP14. The record is from RefSeq and is a predicted model, not a curated record. NCBI's taxonomy places the organism in Eukaryota, Viridiplantae, Streptophyta, Magnoliopsida, Poales, Poaceae. Gene Ontology annotation, biological process: negative regulation of DNA-templated transcription. The transcript has a single exon. Bases 52 to 798 code for a protein of 248 amino acids.
UUUCCAAAGUUCUUCUGUCUGCUGCCAUCCUAGUUCACAUUUCAUCGAGACAUGGAGGAAGACAACCGGAAGAGAGCCAAACUGCGCAAAUCCAUACAGCUCUUCCUCUCAAGAAAGCUCAAGAAGAUCCCUCCAAUACACAUCCCCAGCUCAACCAUCCCGGCCAAGAUCACCAGCAGCCGCCUCCUCUCCACCUGCAGGUUCCCCAGAACCCCGUCGUUGCACGGCGGCGGCGGCGGCGGCGGUGGCCACAACACCACCGACGACGACGACGACGACAGCAACAGCAGAGACCAGGCCGCGACGCUCUCCGACGUCGACCGCUUCCUCUUCGACAACUUCCGGUCCCUCUACAUCCACGACGGCGACAACAACGCGCGCCGCCCAUCGUCUCCAGGGAAGCUCACGUCCAUCGUCGACAGGACGCAGCCAGCAGCAGCAGCCGCAGAGACAUCGACGUCAAGGUCAGAUUCGGUUGCAGAUGACAUCAGAGAAAGCUCAGGGGAUGAGAACAGUAGCAGCACGGCCAUCGUGCUGUUCUCCAUGAAUCCUUACACAGACUUCCGGAGAUCCAUGCAGAGCAUGAUAGAGCUGCACCAUGGCGAGGAGACUCUGCCAUUGGACUGGGACUUUUUGGAGGAGCUGCUCUUCUACUACCUGCAGCUCAAUGAUCAAAGCGUGCACAAGUACAUUCUCAAGGCCUUUGCAGAUCUCACCGCUGGAGCACAUGUCAGCCGCCCAGCCCGUGGAAAAACGCAACGGACUGAUAAGAGUGUCAGGAGUAGGAAAGGCUAUUAG